AGAGGGCCAUAGAAGAGGGAGAGAUAGAGGGGUGUUAGAGAGAGAAAGUCAGAGAGGGACAGAGGAGGAGAUGUGUGAAUGAGAAUCCAGCAGGAGAGGACGAAGAGGAGGAAGACGACCACGACGACGGCGGCAAGCGUGGCUGUCAAGCCGAGGGAUCGGCGAACGGGAAGGGCACGACCACCACCAACAGCAGCAGCAGCAGCGGCGGCGGCGGCGGCAGCGUCUUCUUCUACGACUGCAUCAUCCUUUGCUACUACUAUUACUACUUCUUCUUCUUCUUCUUCUUCUUCUUCUUCCUCUUCCUCCUCGUCGUCAGACUCGGCGUUUAGGGUUUCCGUGGGGCAACGGCUGCGGAGGAGAAGGUCGGCGUCGGGAUCGGUUUCGUUGCCGCAGCAGCGACUCCCGGUCAAGAGGCGUGGUGCAGCUGAUCAUAAGGAUACUUGUCAAAAUCCUGAGGCAGUCCAGGUGAUUAAAGAGCAUCCUGUUUGUUGCGUAUGUGGAGAUGAUCUUAACGAAGAACCUGGUUCAGUAGUGAUUGAGUACUGUACUUGCAGUGGACGACCAGCAUCUGUUCAUGCUGCAUGUAUUUCUUCUUUCGUGUCUACUGGUGAUUUAGAAAAGAGUAAGUUCUGUAAGAUCUGUGGCAAGAAAGAACUGGUUGAUGGGAGAGACUGCAUCGCUGUGAAAAUGCCAAGUAAAGUAGAAACUGAGCUUCCGAGGAUCAUAGUUCCAGACCUUAACUGGAAAACUGACACCAAGGCCCCAAAAGGUAACAAGAGGGCGAUAAGGCGGGCCAGAACAGCAUUAACUGGCAGUCUUAAGAAGUCACCAACUGCAGGAAGUUUAUCUUCCGUUGAAGAUUCAAAAGACAAUGUCUCAAACAAAAUGGAGGAAGCACCAGUGUCUGAAUCUGAAAAGCUUGGUCUUUCUGUUUCUGGUCGACGAUUUACUGAUGCAGUUGUUAGUGUACCUAUUAAGAAAAGGCGCAUCCCAGUGGUCCGAUCCCCAUCACCUCCACCCGAAACACCUUCUCCACACUCAACAGAUCAGCUGUUGAAAGAACAGUCUCUGUUGGAGGCUGAAGAAUCUUUUGUUUAUUCGAGCAAAGAAUUGCAUAUCCUGGUGGAUGGUGAUGUUGCAGAUGAACUUCUGAAAAUAAACAAUUCAACAGAAAAGGUGGAGAAUGUGUAUCACUCAGUGCCAGAGAUGGAAGAAGAUGUUUCUGCAGAACAUGUUUCUCCUUCUGAGAGGUGUACUGAAACUGUGGACUUCUCUGGUAUUUCAAUAUUGGCUGCAGCUGCUUGCAAAAGCGAACUAGGAAGUAGUGUAAAUCCCGUUGGAACCUCGUUUGAAUGCUUUCCAUCUUCAGAUGACAAGUAUGCAAGGCCAGCUGAGAUAGAAACUGAGUUACCAUCUGAAAAUCAUGAACUUGUGAUGUCACAUGACCCUAAUGUUCAAGUUUUAUCCAACGAUCUAUUUGUUGAUGAUGGAAUGAGAAAAGUAGAUGAUGGGAUGAGUAAUGUAGUCAGCGUAACUGGUAACCAUGCUGGUGAAUGCAGUACCAACCAAAAAGAUGGUGGUGGCAUUGUUGAAGGCCAUGAUAGGAGUUCUUUGGAUGCAUUAGGUUCUCCUAAUAACUUAAAAGGGCAUUCUAUUAGUUGUCUAAAUCAAGAGAAAGGAAAGAGGGAGAAGGCUGACUCCUCCUUUCCACGGGUAGAUAGGACAAGCUGGGACCUGAACACUGUCAUGGAUGAAUGGGAGGGUUCUUCAGAUGACAUUGCAAUUGGUGAAGGUGAACCAAACAAUGAAAAGCUUGGCAGUAAGGAAGUUUACCAGAUGAGCAUGGUUGGAGAGGAGAAUCUUGCCGAAGGUUUGCUUGGGAAAAUGUUUGCUGAAGGCAAGCAGGAACCUGAUCGUAGGUUGAUGGACACCAAUAAUGAUGUUUCUUUGCAGUUGGGUUCUAGGGAGACUCCUCAUAUGCAGGCAUAUUUGGAAUCUGGUCUUGAAUCCUGUUGUAGUAAAGAUCUUAAUGAUCAUCCAGCACCAAAAAUUGACAGCACACUUGGUGAAAAUCGAGUGUCUAUGAUGGGGAAAUCUGAAUCGGAGAGACUGGCUGUGCAGACUGAAGUGUCAGUGGAACCAGCUUAUCCUUGCCACAAUCAUCCUGUGGAUUCUAAAUCAGAACGCCAUGGGAUUGAAUGUCCUUCUAUCAAAGACGUUGCACUUGAAGAAGGGAAUGAACACACAGGGAAUACAAUAAGAAAUGAUAUAGACAGUGGUUUGUCAGAAAUCGAGGAACACCCAUGUAAUGCAGGUAAAGCAGGCACUGAUACUAGUGUAGUUAUAUCAAAUACAGUGGCCACAGCUCAUGAAAAUGAAAAUGGGUGCAAGUUGGAGAGAGAAGAAAAUGCCCAGCCUGAAGGUAGUGUUCAAGUUGAUGUGGGGCUUGUUAGUGCCACAACACCAACGGCUGAUGGAAGCCAUGGUUCACCAGAGAGAGAGAAAUAUCUGAGUGGUCAAGGUAUUACUUUCACUGGUUCUGGACUUUCUUCUAGUCCAUCGAAGCAUGUUCCUGCACAUCAAGAGGCUAAUGAUCUGAAAUUUGAUAAUGAUGUGGAAAGAGAUGUUGAAACAUCAAGACCUUCUGAAAGUGCUUCUUGUGUAGGUUUUGCAGAAAUGGACCCAGUAUUUGAUGAUGAUGCCAGCAAGCAUUUGAUGGCAUCUAAUAGAGGUGAUUCAUUGGCAGAUCGUGCAACAAGCAGUUAUAGUGAUCAAGAUGGCUAUAAUACACUUGUAAACAGUCCGAUAAUUGAGAAACCUUCUGGUGCAAAUGAUCCUGGAAACAUCCUUAAGCUGAAUGGUGUCGUAACCGUUGAACAUAAUCCUAAUAUAGUUGGUGAUUCUCCUAUCAAGGAGUGCCCCAGAGAGAUUAAUAAUGAUGCAAGUUCUAAGGAGAUAAAAGUUGAACAGAAUGAUGAUGGCCCCGGACAUGUGGAAGUGCUGUCAAAAGAAUUAUGUUCAAGGAAGCAGGAGAAACAAUGCCAUGCAGUUGCACAUGGUGAUAUCGAGUCUUCUGGAUUGCAAGAAAGUAGUGAGAAGAUUUUGACAUCCACUGGAACAGAAGAAAAUCCAGUUGAAACAGAGCUUAUUUUGAAUCAGUUCAGUUCUUCCACUGAGGCUUCCAAGCAUCAAAUUGAUGAGCAUGUUAACCUUUCAACUAAAGAUGACCAGGGAGGUAAUAACAGAAACAAUUCUGUUUCAGAUAAUUCUCAAGAAGUUCCUGAACUUGAUGCUACUGAUAUGGGGAUGGCAAAUGAGCCACAUGCAGAUGAUGAUUCCCAGUAUGAAGAUGGUGAAUUCAGGGACCUGGUUGUAGCUGGUUGGGAUGAUGACAAUGUUGAGGAUAUGGAAAUUGAUGAUGUGGAUUAUGGAUAUUCAGACAAUAGAGACAUUGAUGAUUUUGGUAUGACUACAGAUGACCCUAAUGCAGAGUCAUUACAAGUUGAGAGUUUGGACAGCAAGGGGAAAAUGCCCCUGGAAUCUUUUUCAUCUGCCAACUCGGAAGGUGCUACAUUUGCUGAGAAGAAUGCGAAGGAGGCUACUGUUGGGAUGGAUCAGAAAAUACAAACCGAAGAUUCAGAUACUGGAUCUGGCCAAAAUAGAUCUAUGAAGGCUGUUAGAAAAGUAUCAAAGGGGCAAGAUGGAAGCGAACAAAACAGUGGAAAAUUUGGCAGCAAUAAUGAGGUUGUUCAAGGAUCCAGUGUAAGUUGGGUUGAGUCGACAACUACUAAGGAAGCUUGUCUGGAAGGAGGGGACACCAUGGAGUUGUGUAUUUCAAGUAGCCCGCUUGCAAAGUCAUUGCAAAUGGAUACACUCUCGAAUGUACAUAACAACCCUCAAACGGACGAGGUUAAUGAAGAUGGUGGUACCAAGAGAAAUGGUGAGGAUGAUGUCUCUGAUAGGCCCACUGCUGGAGAGUCCCUUAAAAUGGGUGAAUCUACGUCAGGCAGAAUGCUAAUGUCCCAGGUUCAGGGUCCAGUUUCUUCUGAUACUGCUGUUGGAAGAGAGAGGAUCCGUGCACAUAGAAGAUUUGAUGCUUAUCAUGAGGCAAAGCAAGUUGGAAGGGAUGCUGGUCAAGGAAGGGGGUCUUCCACGCGUAUCCAUUCUAGAGGAAGAGGAGGUGAUUGGGUGGACUCUGCAGGAAGUUAUUGGGGUCCAAACAGACGCCGUUCACCUACUCGUUAUGGUCCUGGUGUUGGGCAUAUGGGACAAGAAAAUGCUGCUGCAGUUGCUGCAGCGAAGUUGCACAGUAAUGGUUUUGUUAUUGCACCUGAUGGAACAAUAGUUAAGGCAGGUGGGAUGCGUAACAGUGGCAGAAUAAGUGGACAACAUAUGCGUGGUGCUCUUGUCAGAAGGGGAUCACCUUCAGAUCAGGACGAGCAUUUCAGCCUUGGGAUUCAGCUGGGACUUGAACCAGUUAGAGAUAUCAGCCCUGGUAGGGUUAUGAAUGUGGGAAGGGGCCGAUCACGUGGAUAUGUGCCUCGGGUGAUUGGUUUAAGUCCCAGAGAAAGGUACCGUGGACCCUUGGAUGAUAGGAUUGGUUCAUCUUUACAUGGAGAUUACCAUGUGAGCAGAAGAGAACGAAGCUUUUCACCAGGCCACAGACGUACUUCUCCUCUCUCAGUUUCUCGUUCUCAUACAAGGUCUCCUAGAAGAUCAAGAACUCGAUCCCCUCGGCUGUGGACUUCUCCUAGAGGGAGGAGUUCAGUUGUUACUGAUGGUGACCAGAGUUUACAUGCACAUAGUAGAUCUCCAAACUUCAGGUCAGAAGCAAGACUAGAGAGAAUUAGAUCACCUCGACGCAGGCCUACUUUUGUAGAUCACUUGGACAAUUUUGUGCCAUCAUCUCGUAGUCGUUCUUCUCCAUCUCAUGCAUCAAGAUGGAUUGAUGAAAGGAGGGAUGCCAGUCAGUUCAGAGAACAUGAGUUCAGGAGACCUGCAUUGGGGAGAAAUUCCCCUGGAAGAGUAUUUUCACAGGGUGGCCGCAGAUAUGACGUUUUGAGCUCCCCACGAAGGGUGAAGGCUGAUGAGUACUUUAGGUCUGACAGGUCGCCUGGCUUAGAUGUUGAUGGUCGAGGAGGACGAAGGUAUGAUACAUCUGAGGAUGAGAGGAAGAAACAUGGUGACAGAUAUGGUUCAGAUUAUCCUGCUAGGGCAUAUGAUAUCGACUGUGAUGACAGGCGCUUUCGGUAUGAUAUAGAAGAAGGUUUUCAGGGGCACGGUUCUCGUGAAAAUGCUGCAGAGUUCCACAGGAGAGGAAGUCCAAGGGAUUAUAGCCGGAAUAUAGAGAGGAGGCUUGGAGACACAUCCAGGAGAGUUUCAUCUAGGGAGGAAGGAGCCAGUCACCUUAGGUACGGUAGGGAAGCAAGAAGUAACCCAACCUUCAAGCGUUUUGGUGAUGGUGACGUAGCUCCUAGAAGGAGAAGGCCUUCAUGAUUGUCGAAAUGAAAAUGAUACAUGUGGAGAUCCCUACGUAGUUGCUUUUGAAGCUGUGAUGGAUGAAAUGUGAGAGCCUCACAUACUGCCUUGGUUUUACCAGCAAAGCUAUUGCACUGUUAGGAGUGCCUUGCAGAUUUUGUUUGGGCUUGUCCAUUUUCUUUGAUAGGUCCAUUGCUGAGUGUAACUAUGCUGCGCUGUAGCAAUUUUUCUGUGCAUGUGAUCUUACAUCAAAUGCAUGGUUCAGCUGAUUAUUCAUGUGAAUGCAACUUCUAUCACUGAUUAGAAAAAAGUUGACCAGGAGAAAUGUCUUCACGAUAUGCAAGUGGAGCAUAUUUCUAGACGGUUCCCAAAUAUUCAUGAGGAUUUUGGAUAUUCCUUGUGGAGUUCUGCCAUUGACAUGAAUUUUCUCUCCAUUAUGCAAAUAAUUAUAUGAAGUUCAAUAUGAAACUGCAAUUCACUUUUUUUUACAAUAAAUUCGGGCGGCAGUUUUUUCCAAGUGAUA
Molecule: messenger RNA, 6004 nt
Organism: Nymphaea colorata (pocket water lily)
Lineage: Eukaryota; Viridiplantae; Streptophyta; Magnoliopsida; Nymphaeales; Nymphaeaceae
Exons: 5
Coding region: 79-5499 (1806 amino acids)
Molecular function (GO): zinc ion binding
Source: RefSeq, a predicted model, not a curated record